Melanotaenia boesemani (Boeseman's rainbowfish) is the source of this 4069-nucleotide messenger RNA. It is a transcript of the gene ap1g2, whose product is annotated as adaptor related protein complex 1 subunit gamma 2. Gene Ontology annotation, cellular component: Golgi apparatus; AP-1 adaptor complex; membrane coat. The record is from RefSeq and is a predicted model, not a curated record. NCBI's taxonomy places the organism in Eukaryota, Metazoa, Chordata, Actinopteri, Atheriniformes, Melanotaeniidae. Gene Ontology annotation, biological process: intracellular protein transport; Golgi to vacuole transport; receptor-mediated endocytosis. The coding region runs from base 99 to 2492 and encodes 797 amino acids. Gene Ontology annotation, molecular function: clathrin-cargo adaptor activity. The transcript has 22 exons.
UUGGGUUUCCAGCCAACUGCCUACUGCCGUGUGUUGGAGGGGAUCGGUUGAACGGGUUUAUUUUUUUUUUUAAAUAAGCGGCUACACAGUCGAGAGCCAUGUCUCCAUCAGUUCCCUUGCAGGAGAUGAUUCGGGCCAUCAGGUCCGCCAGGACUCAGUGUGAGGAGCGGGGUGUCAUUCAGAGGGAGUGUGCGGCCAUCCGGGCACAGUUCAGACAAACCGACAACAACGGGGGGAGAUCACACAACCUGGCCAAGCUGCUCUAUGUGCACAUGUUGGGCUAUCCAGCUCACUUUGGUCAGAUGGAGUGUGUCCGUAUGAUAGCCAGCCCUCGAUACAGCGAGAAGCGCGUGGGAUACCUGGGAGCCAUGAUGCUCCUGGACGAGAAACAGGAUGCCAGCCUGCUCAUUACUAACUCCAUCAAAAAUGACCUCUCUCACAGUAACCAGUACGUUCAGUCUCUGGCUCUGUGCACGUUGGCCUGUAUGGGUUCGGCUGAGAUGUGCAGGGAUCUGGCACCAGAGAUUGACAGGCUGCUGCGAGCCUCCAACUCCUACAUUAAGAAAAAGGCUGCUUUAUGUGCUGUUCACAUUGUAAGAAAAGUCCAGGAUUUAGGAGAGCUCUUUGCUCCCGCUGCUCGUUCCCUCCUCAGUGAGAAGAAUCACGGUGUGUUACAUGGUGCCGUGGUGCUGAUCACUGAGCUGUGUGAGAGGAACCCAGAAACACUGGAGCGGUUCAGAAAGACGGUGCCGGAUCUAGUUCAGAUCAUGAAAGGCCUCGUCAUUUCUGGUUAUUCACCUGAUCACGACGUAGCUGGAGUCAGCGAUCCCUUCCUGCAGGUGCGCAUUUUGAGGUUGCUGAGGAUCCUAGGUCACAACAACGAAGUGGCGAGUGACGCCAUGAACGACUUGCUAGCUCAGGUGGCGACCAAUACAGAUAGCACCAAGACUGUGGGCAACGCCGUGCUAUAUGAGACUGUUCUUACUGUACUAGACAUCAAGUCAGAGAGCGGCCUCAGAGUUCUGGCUGUAAACAUCCUGGGAAGAUUUCUCCUGAAUAAUGACAGGAACAUUCGAUAUAUAGCCAUGACUUCUCUUCAGAAGAUUGUCGGGACAGACCAUAAUGCAGUGCAGCGCCACAGAGGAACUAUAGUAGACUGCCUGAAGGACCAGGAUGCAUCUGUGAAACGGCGUGCCUUGGAGCUUUCCUUGGCUCUAGUGUCAGCCUCCAACAUCCGCUCUAUGAUGAAAGAGCUGCUCAUCUUCCUCUCCUCCUGCCCUCCUGAGCUCAGGGCUCAUGCUGCUAGCGGCAUAUUCAACGCUGCCGAAAGGUAUGCACCCUCCCAGCGCUGGCACAUUGACACCAUCCUGCAUGUCCUCACCACGGCAGGGGGCGAUGUUAGAGAUGAAACUGUCCCCAACCUGAUUCAGCUCAUCACCAACACCUCAGAGCUGCACUGUUACACCGUCCACAAGCUGUACCGAGCUCUCACCACUGACAUCUCUCAGCAACCUCUGGUCCAGGUGGCGUGCUGGUGUAUAGGAGAAUACGGAGACCUGCUGCUGAGAGGAGAGUGUCAGGAGACUGAACCUGUGCAGGUCACAGAGGACGAUGUCCUGGACGUCUUAGAAACCGUUUUACAGUCACACAUGUCGUCCCCGGCAACAAGAGGCUUUGCUCUCACCGCCACCAUGAAACUGAGCACACGCAUCACUGACAACGUGGAUCGGAUCAGAAGCAUCGUCAGCAUCUACGGCAGCUGCAUCGAUGUGGAGCUCCAGCAGAGGGCAGUUGAAUACAAUGCUCUUUUCAAAAAAUACGAUCACAUGAGGGCAGCGGUUCUGGAGAGGAUGCCUGUGAUUGAGAAGAACUCACCAGGUCAUACCAACGGGGAAGCAACAGGGGAAAACAUCAAGGAAGUCCAACCAGCCAAAAUCAUCCAGGGAGAGGUGAUGCUGCCACAGCAGCCUGCUAACCAGGUGUGUGAUCUUUUGGACUUGCUGAGUGGCUCUCAGGAGCCUCUGCAGCCCAGCCCAGCAGAAGGUAGCAAAGCCUUGCCUGUCAAUACAACCACGACUGCCGGAGACCUCCUGGAUCUGUUGGGUGGGUUGGAGCUCACUCCUCCAACACCAGCUCCCACACUCACGGUGUAUGAGAAAGAUGGCGUGGCUUUGGCACUAAAUUGCGAACGACAAUCGGACUCAGCCUUGACAGUCACACUCACAGCCUCCAACUCCACUGACUCAGACAUCAGCAGCUUCACCCUGCAGGCUGCGGUGCCCAAGAGUGUGCAGUUACACAUGAAGGCUCCCAGCGGCGACUCUCUUCCUGCACGAGGCGCGGCUAAAGUGACCCAGAUGGUGGUCCUCAACAACCCAAACAAGGUUAAUCUGAAAAUGAGGAUCCGCAUCUCUUAUACCAGCCAAGGAUCAGCUGUUCAGGAUACCGUCCAGAUCGACUCCUUUCCUGGAAUUAACGCACCUGGACACUGAUGACAGCCUAGAGUCAGUCCUACAGGACUAUGUGGAUGAAUUGGCAGACGUCUCUCUAAUGGAGUCUUUAUGCCGUUUCUUAUAGAUGGCUGGUUUUGUUCUUUAUAUCUGAGGAGCAGAUCACAGGAAAUCACAGCCUCUUUUAAGGAGUCACAUUUUUUCUACUCAUCUGGAAAACAAGCAUUACUAUGAUAACACACACCUAGGAAUCUGCAGGUAUUAUAUGGAAGAAGUUUGUAGUUUUUGGUACAGGAUUGUAAUGACCACUGAAAACACUAACUUUAUUUACUAAGUACUCUGUUUUUUAUUUGUAUCUGAACUAAAAUUCUCCACAAAUGACAGAAUAUAAUCCGAUCUUCAUGCUUUCACUUUAACAAUGCAGGUAUGACAGACCUGUUAAAAAAGCUGGGCGUAUAUAGUAGCUAUUUAAUGACUGAGCUUAUUUAAAGACUAACAAAUCAUCAGUACCUACAGCAUGCUAUCAUAGUUUGGGCCUGUUUUGCAGCCUCUGGACUGGACGUCUUACCAUCAGCAAUCAAACAAUGAAUUAAAAAAUAAACAAGGAUUUUUUUCCACCUGGAUAAUUUCUUUUAGGUAGCAAUGAUCUUUGAUGUCAUAUUUAUGGAGAAAUGUUGAAUUGUUUUAAGUGUUCAGUCUUUAAAGCAUCUUUGUACUGUUCAGGAUUUUAAUUUACAAGGUACUACUGAAUAUUUCAAGUUUUUGACACAAGUAAUUAGUUUUUCUGGCUUUUUUCUAGUUCAUGUAAGCCACUAAAACACAUCACACCACUCCAGUGAUGCCCCUUCAACAGAAGAUACUUAUGCUGUUAAACAUAGGUACAUAUGAAUUAGUCACUACUGCUGCUUUGUUUUAUUGUAUUGCGUACUCUCAAUUUUUAUCAAAAACAGAGACAUCAAUUUUAGAUUUAAGGGUGGAGAUUUUAAAUACAACCGUGUGGGUUGCCUUUACUUAUCUGUGUGAGAGCUUACAAUAACCAGGUGUUUAACUCCUGAUUCAUUCCCCUGUGCCUUUUAUCACUUUUUAAAUAUAUUUUCUUUGAAGGCCAAGAAUAUUUAAAUGUAAAUUAAGACUUCUGGUUAUAUUUCCACACAAGCAACACUUUUCCAGACAAAAACUCCUAUCCUGUGUUUACAGAUGUUUAAAAUUGAUUUAUUUAUGAGUACAGUAUGUACAGUGAUGCAAGAAUAAUAGGCUUGUUAUUGCCUAUAAGGUUUAUUUUUGAGAUAUUAAAUGUUUAAGCACAACUAAGAAUUCUAAGUUUGUUUGGGUUGUUGUUAGAAGUGCUACAAACAAAUCUUAAGGUAAACCAGCAUGUUAUUAUGCAUUCAAUAAGCCAUUCAUUACAUGCUCACUGGUUGUUUUUAGAAACUGUCAAGAUACAAGACAUCAGCAAUGGUGAAGUAACCAGAUUUCAGUAGAAUCUACUUGACUUCAUAUCAUUACCACGGCUAAUAUGUGAAGACCAGAGAGGAUAUUACAUAAUCUGUUUGAAUUUUCACUGAAUAUUCAGUCUUAUGUCAUUUUUCUAAUAAAACAAAUUCUCAGGAGUGACUUGA